GACUCACUGAGAAAGGCAUUCAAGAGGAGCGACACAAAGGGCGGCGACGGAAACAGCUUCAACAAAAAGGAACAGACCCGGAGAUCUUACCUUCGUUAAAAUCACUCUGCAACCACAGCAACACAGCAGAGAGGGAGACGCCCCAUCCUGCCCCCCACAGCACAAGCAUUAAAGGCACUCUGGCACUCCACCCGCAUACCUCGAUCUAUCGCAUAGACAUCCGAACAUGUCGCUAAACGACGAAAAGCCCGUCCAGGACACCGAGACCUUCGACUUUGGAAUUAAGAAGAAGAAGAAGAAGAAGGCCGUGCCUGAUUUCGACGACGACUCCCAACAACAGGAGUCAGAACAAACAACAAUACUAGCCGACGACGACGCAGCAGCAGAACCAGCCGCCACCGGCGCCGCCGCAGAGGACGACGACGCCGCCAACGUAUUCGCAGACCUGAAGAAGAAAAAGAAAAAGAAGAAGGCCACCUUCGAGGGUGACGACACCCCCACGGGCACCACCGAAGACGGCGCGGACGCUGAGGGCGCCGACGACGCCGACGCCUCGGGUGCUGCCGCUGCACCCGCAGAGGAGUUUGUGUUUGGGGAGAAGAAGAAGAAGAAGAGGUCCAAGAAGACCGAUUUGGCGGAUUUCGAGGCGGCGUUGAAGGAUGGAACCGAGUCGGUCGGUGUGGAGGAGACGGCUGCUGGGGAGGAGACCGCGGGCGCAAAGGCGUCGGAGGGAGAGCCAUGGCUGGGAAGCACUAGGGACUACACCUACGAAGAGCUCCUCCACCGCGUCUUCUCCGUCCUUCGCGAAAACAACCCCGACCUCGUCGGCGACAAAAAGCGGUACACGAUCGCGCCCCCGCAAGUCCUCCGCGAAGGCACCAAGAAGACCCUCUUCGCCAACGUCGUCGACAUCUGCAAGCGCAUGCACCGUCAGCCCGACCACGUCAUCCAGUUCCUGUUUGCCGAGUUGGGAACCACGGGCUCCAUCGAUGGUGCUCAGCGGUUGGUUAUUAAAGGGCGGUUCCAGCCGAAGCAGAUUGAGAAUGUGCUUAAGCGUUAUAUCAUGGAAUACGUAACAUGCAAAACCUGCAAAUCGGCCGACACGAUCAUGAUGAAGGAAAACCGUCUCUUUUUCCUGCAGUGUGAGUCGUGCGGAUCCACCAGGACCGUGUCGGCGAUCAAGACUGGUUUCGUCGCCCAGACGAGGGAUGCUAGGAAGGCCGCGCGUGCGAACGCGUAAGGGGGGAAACCCCAUCGUUUACCUUGCGGGGAGAGUCGGUGGAGGGGUUUGGUGGGAACUACCCCUUUCAUUUUGCCAUGCAUUUUUAUUUAUGCAAGAACCCAUCGACACAUUUUACCUCUUCACUGUUCAUUUCCCCCCCAGCAACCCACCCCCAAUUCAAAGUACCGCCAUCCCCGGAAACCCCCAACCCCCAACCCCUCAUCCCAUCACCCCAUCCCGAACCGUUGUCGCAUUUCUCCCCCCUUUCUCCUACCUCUAUUCUAUUUUGUAUUUCCUGUUCUGUACCUUCAAAUGUUUCAACCGUCUACUCUUAACCCAAGUCUUGUGCCUUUUCG
Fimicolochytrium jonesii is the source of this 1578-nucleotide messenger RNA. RefSeq names its product eukaryotic translation initiation factor 2 beta. Lineage: Eukaryota; Fungi; Chytridiomycota; Chytridiomycetes; Spizellomycetales; Powellomycetaceae. Gene Ontology annotation, molecular function: mRNA binding; translation initiation factor binding; translation initiation factor activity. The coding region runs from base 227 to 1240 and encodes 337 amino acids. The transcript has 4 exons. The record is from RefSeq and is a predicted model, not a curated record. Gene Ontology annotation, biological process: formation of cytoplasmic translation initiation complex; formation of translation preinitiation complex; translational initiation. Gene Ontology annotation, cellular component: eukaryotic translation initiation factor 2 complex.